AUGGAAUCUUAUAACCGUCGUGAUGCCUCUUGCCCAGAUGUGAUCGAUUUGGAAGCAUACCAGAAAGUUAAACAAAACACUGAGAUCCGAAGCAAGUCUGUUGAAGUCUCCUCUACCGACGAAUCCUCUGCAGACGAGCUCAAAUCCCCAUAUACCGUUCUUUCUGAGAGAGAAAAACGCUUUCUUAUUGCAGUCGUAUCGACCGUCAACUUUCUGGGGCCAGUAACGGCUACGAUCUAUUAUCCAGCUUUGGGGCCACUGGCGCGCGAGCUGAGUGUCUCUGAAAGUCACAUCAAUCUGACUAUCACGUUCUAUCUAAUCAUCCUAGGAAUUGUCCCCCUCUUGACAGCAGGCUUCUCCGAUCAGAAUGGCCGGCGUCUCAUCCUCAUCGGCUGCCUCGUCGCCUUCGCCUGCGUCAAUAUCGCCCUCGCCCUUCAGGCCAGUUUCCCUGUACUCGUCAGUCUCCGUUGUCUCCAAAGCUUCAGCACAAGCAACAUCGCCGUGGUCGCAGCUGCCGCAGUCGCAGACGUGAUCACACGGGCCGAACGCGGCAAAUACCUCGCAUACAUCACACUGGGACCCAACAUCGGCAGUGCGGUUGGUCCCAUCGUCGGCGGCGUACUCACCAAGUUCCUGGGGUGGCGGAGCAUCUUCUGGCUCCUAGCCAUCUUCGCUGCUCUGCUCGCCAUCUUGGUCAUCUGCUUCCUGCGGGAGACCUGCCGCGCCCUCGUGGGUAACGGCAGCAUCCCUCCCGCGCCCUACAACAGAAGCCUCUUCGCCAUCAUCCGUCCGCGGACGGCCCACACCCCCGAGAAAGUCGAAGAGACGACGCUCACCACAUUCAAGCGACGGCCUAGCGUGCUCGACGCCCUCAAAAUCCUCUUCAACCUGGAGUCCUGCUUCAUCAUCCUAUACAACACCGCCCUCUACUGCGGCUUCACAGCAAUCACAAGCAGCAUCCCGGCCCUCUACGAACGAACCUACGGCUUCAACUCCCUCGAAAUCGGCCUCGCCUAUCUACCUUACGUCCUAGGCAGUACCUUCUCCCGGUGGACAGUAGGCAAUCUCGCAGACUGGAACUUUGCGCGCCACGCCCACACCGCAGGCAUCACCAUCCAAAAGAACCACCAGUGCGCAGAGCAGCUGGCGCGCAUUCCACUCGAGCAAGCACGGCUGCAGCUCGCCUUGCCACUCGCAUACCUAUCGACCGUGCUCCUGGCAGCCUACGGCUGGGUGAUCCAGCGCGAAGUGCACAUUGCCGCACCGCUUUCGCUGCUCUUCCUAAUGGGGAACACAAUGACGGGCACCAGCAACACGCUGAACCUACUGAACAUUGACAUCAAUGCGCAGCGGCCGGCCACAGCUACGGCUGCGAUGAACUUCUUGCGCUUCACAUGCGGCGCGGGUGUCGCGGCCGCGGCGUUACCGCUGGAAGGAGCGAUCGGGUUCGGCUGGAUGGCAACGCUCAUUUCGGGGAUCUGGUGGUAUUAUUCCUUCUCUGGGGUGCAUUUACAAUCACAAUCAAACCACGGUUUAUGGAGAUAUUUCACCCUCAGGAUGAUGUUACACUACAGUCUGAUGCUGCUGCAGUGCCACAAUGCAACCAUGUAA
Messenger RNA from Aspergillus candidus, 1611 nucleotides. Its product is annotated as putative MFS multidrug transporter. Bases 1 to 1611 code for a protein of 536 amino acids. Gene Ontology annotation, molecular function: transmembrane transporter activity. Gene Ontology annotation, biological process: transmembrane transport. The transcript is spliced from 5 exons. NCBI's taxonomy places the organism in Eukaryota, Fungi, Ascomycota, Eurotiomycetes, Eurotiales, Aspergillaceae. The record is from RefSeq and is a predicted model, not a curated record.